UGCCAUAGGUGUGGCAGCAGGGUGUACCCCGUGGAGAGGGUGGACGUGGGGGCGCUGUUUCACAGACGCUGCUUCCGGUGCCGGAUAUGCGGAUUACAGGUGAGGCUUUUAAUUGAUAUACGGAUUACAGGUGAGGCUUUUAAUUGAUACGCGGUUCACAGACGAGGCUCUAAUUGAUAUAAUUUUCCGUGAACUUAGAUUUUUUUUUUUUUAAAUUUGAACGAAAAAAAAAAUAACCCCCCCCAAAAAAAAAAACAAAGCAGAAUAAUAGAAAAUACAGUCAUCUUAUUAACAGAAGAAAAGAAGAUAAAAUGAAAUAUGACGUGGCACGCAAAUGGGGCGAAUGGAAAAGUGUAUAUUAAAUACAAGUAUUAUGAUUAGGCCGCAUGAAUAAAGACUAUUUUUGGCGCCGACGGAAGAUGACAAAGUCUUACGCGAGGCCAUUUGCGGAAGAUACUUAUUAAAUCUCAGUAUAUGUUGUAUAGCCUAUCUAUGACCCACAUUAUGGUAGUUCGCAAAUCAAGUUCUCUUGCAUAAGAAUUCAUUUCUUUUGAUGAACUUUUGUUCACAACUGAUUUUGAUAUAGUUAUUAAUUUAACAUCAUGUCUGCGUGUUUAGUGUAUAUCUCAGUUAACAGCCCGCUUUUUAUUCGCAAACUUCUUCUAAUUGAAGCUUAGUGACCCAAGAUCGCAUUUUAUAGAAGUAAAGUGACCCUUGAUCCCAAAACGUCAGCUUAGCACAUGUUUCCGGUAAGAGAAAACAUAUCCAAGAAUAAUGCAUUACUAUGUAUUUAUUGAAAUUUUAGAAAGGCAAUGAUUUUAAAUCAAAAUUAUUUUAAAUCAACAUUGUUUGAACAUCAUUACUUUCAGUGUUUACUGUGUCCGCCGACCCCUAUACGACCCCUAUAGGACCCUUACACGACCCCAUUUCAAUGGGUUGGGAACUAGCUGGUCCUCUAUUUUUAAAACUUCAUGUUAUAGAACAUCACAAUGUAUCUAACACUUUUGAUGACAUCCCUAAUGGAUAUAAACAAUUAUCCACAGUUGACACUGAGAAGUUUCCACUGGGACCAAUCCAGCGCCCCGGAUAUUUACUGCCACGCGCAUGUGCCGCGCCACGUAGGGUGCCUCGACAACGAGGCCGUAGGGAUUAAAUCUGCACUCAACGCCCCGAAAAGAGGUGUCUCCGCGUCCGACCAGGUAAGUACUUGA
Molecule: messenger RNA, 1211 nt
Organism: Lymnaea stagnalis (great pond snail)
Lineage: Eukaryota; Metazoa; Mollusca; Gastropoda; Lymnaeidae
Source: the annotation of a GenBank genome assembly